Molecule: messenger RNA, 3268 nt
Organism: Drosophila bipectinata
Lineage: Eukaryota; Metazoa; Arthropoda; Insecta; Diptera; Drosophilidae
Source: RefSeq, a predicted model, not a curated record
CACAAGCGAGUACCGCUAAAAAAAGCUCCGUGAAAGUUCAAAAGCUCCGCAUACUUGACAAAUCAAUAGGAUAAAAAAUUUUGUGCCAGUCUUACUCAACGCGUACACAACAGGACAUCGGUGCAACAUCGUAGGGUCGUAUACUUUCAGUUAUUAAGUUAAUUUUCUAAAAAGGAUACCUCUUAGAAAGAGGUGGCCAAGGAACACACUCACCCCCGUCAAAGGACAGGUAAAGGCAGCUUCAACGGAAACGAAAGAAAUCGAAAUAAAUUAUCCGCUAAUAUCGAUGCAUAUGUAUGUGUAUUUUUAUGGUCAAUUCCCCAUACGUAAAACGGACGCCCCCGCAACGUAUUCGUGCGCCACUACGCACGUCCAGAGAACGGAAGAAACCUUUGCAAAAUGCGAGGACUCGUCGAAGAUACGAAGAAGACAAGGCUGUCGACUGCGAAUAACAACAAUAUUAGCAGCAGCAGCAGCACCAGUGGUGGCAGCAGUCGCCUCAAGUCGGGCAGCACUGUAACUGGUGGCAGUGCCAGCAGCUCGAAGCCAUUAAGGAGUGCAGCGAAAGCGCCAACACUGAAGACCACGACGUCAUCGUUGGCAGGAACGGGAGCUGCUGCCGCCAAGAAGGAGCCUCAGGCGUUGCAACAACAAGUUGGCAAGUCUGCAAAGUCCUCGUCAUCGGCAACAGCAACAACAACAACAACAACCAGGGCGGUAGCGACCAAGUCGCAAAAGGGUCAGAAUCCACCCCCACAACAAGUGCAACCUCAAAACGCAAAGCAGCAACAGCAACCGUCACAGUCGCAGCAGCAACCCCAGCAACUGCAACAACCACAACAACAGCAGCAACAUCAGACAAACAAUAGCAACACUAUUGCCCUGCCGAAAGCCUCGCAUGCCAAUACCAGCGAGGAACUGGCUGGCGGAGUCCAAGACACCAUUUACCUUUGCAAUUUCCGGGUAUCCGUCGACGGCGAGUGGCUAUGCCUCAAGGAGCUGCAGGACAUUGAUGUUGCCGGUGGAACUGGCGGUCAGCAGGCGGGCCAACACACCACAGACGCCCCGGGUAACACCGGCAGUGGACCCGGUAACUUCAGCACCGGCAGUUCCAACUCCAGCAAGCGAAACAGCAAACGGUUCUCGGGCCUGUCCACCGGGAGCAACGGUGGCGGCGCCUUGGACAUCACGGACAAUGGUAUUAUGGCAAUUGAAAACCUUAUCGGCCGUCGACUGUGCGACAUGGUCCACAGCGGCACCUCGGCACUCGCCUCCCAGUCGCAGCACCAGAGUGUCGGCCUCUUCGCCGAGUGGUCGCAUCUCUCUCGGGACACGGCGGAAAUAGAGCGCAGCAACCUGGUCAACAUCUGCAAGCUGGUGGUCAAGGAGCUGUUGGAACAGUCGCUGCGAUACGGUCGCAUGCUGGACUCCGACCACCUGCCGUUGCAGCACUUCUUCAUCGUCAUUGAGCACGUCCUGGGCCAUGGCCUGCGUCCGAAGAAGGGCCUCCUCGGCCCGCGAAAGGAGCUGUGGGAUUUGCUGCAGAGCGUCGAACACUAUUGUCCGGAGGCGCAGGACAUCACGGCCAGCGUCAGGGAUCUACCCACCGUACGCACCCACAUAGGCAGAGCUCGGGCUUGGUUGAGGAUCGCCUUGAUGCAGAAGAAGCUAUCGGACUACCUGCAGGCUCUAAUCGAGCACCGGGAGGAUUCCCUGUACGAGUACUACGAGCCACAUGCGCUCAUGAUGAGCGACGAGAUCGUUGUGAUAAUGGGCAUCCUGGUGGGCUUGAAUGUGAUCGAUUGCAAUCUCUGCGUGAAGGAGGAGGAUCUGGACUCGCAGCAGGGCGUUAUUGACUUCUCGCUGUACCUGCGCUCUAGCUCCAGGAACGCGGAUGCGGCGCCGGAGGACAGUGCCCCGCCUGCCCUACUGGACGCCACUGGGCAGGGCAACAUGAUUGCCGUUCUGGACCAGAAAAACUACAUCGAGGAGCUCAACAGGCACCUCAACGCCACGGUGGGCAACCUUCAGGCCAAAGUGGAAUCUCUGACCACCACAAAUGCUCUGAUGAAAGAGGAUUUGGCCAUAGCUCGGAAUAGUCUGCUGGCUCUUCAGGCCGAGAACCAGGCCAUGCGUCAGUCCUCUCAGGGAGGUGACAACGUCUCCACUGGGUCGGGUGGCUCCUCGGACAAAGAAAAGCUGAAGGAGAAGGAAAAGGCUGUCGAGGAGCUGGUCGUGGAGCGACGCAAAAACAGCGAACUGGAAAAGGAACUGAAGCUGCAGGUGUCCCUCAAGGCGGAGUCGGACAUGGCCAUGAAGUUGCUGGAGAAGGACAUACACGAGAAGCAGGACACGAUAGUUUCCCUGCGCCGCCAACUGGACGACAUCAAGCAGAUUAAUCUCGAAAUGUAUCGCAAGCUCCAGGACUGCAAGGCAUCGUUGACGCACAAAACCGAGCUGAUGGACAAACUGGAGCUCCAGAAGGAGGAAAUGAGCAAUAUUAUUGCCCAGCUGGAGCAGAAAUGGAACCACGACAAGAGCAACCUGGGUGAGAUCCUAAAGAACACGUCACAAACCCUAACCACACAGGUGACUGCCAGCGAGGAGCGAGCGGCGCGGGCAGAGGCCGAAAACCGAAUCGAGCGGGAAUGGCGCAUAUCCUUGCAGGAAAAGGAGUUGAAGCUUAAAGAGAAAAUAGCUUCCCUGCAGAGCUGUCUCAAGGAGCUGGCCGAGGAGAAGGAGCGAAAUAACAAACUGAAGGCUGAUCUGGAAAAGGCUCGAACUCAGUGGUCCGAGGCACAAACCACUCUGGAGGAGCUGGGCAUUCAGCUUAGUGUGAGCAGGCUGAAGGUAUCGGAGAUGCAGGAUCAGGAGCGCCUUCGCGGCCAGCUACUCUCAGGCUCGGCCCAGUCUCUGCAGGCCACGGUUGAGGGCGUGGACACUCCAAGCAUCUGGACACCGGACAACAUUGCCACUCACUGCACAGCCUGCGAGCGGGAGUUCAAUCUGACGCGACGCAAGCAUCACUGCCGGAGCUGCGGGGAGAUCUUCUGCAAGGCCUGCUCGGACCACACCCUUCCAAUGCUCAAUGCCCAGGGCCAGAAGGGCAAGACGGUGCGGGUGUGUAACGCCUGCUACGCCAAACGAUAAUAAUGGACAUGUGUGUGUUGAACACCCAUGUGUCCGAAUGGAUGUCAUAGAAGCGGAAUAUAGUCCUCCGGCAAUACUAUGCAAUACUGCUAUUCUUAUAUCCCGAAAUUAAUGUUGA